AGAGAGAGACACAGAGAGAGAGAGAGAGAGAGAGCUUCUGUAAUGUCCGCCAUGUUGGCCAUGGCGCACUGAACCACGGGGGAGGAGGAGGAGGAGGAGAACCCACAACCCAGACCCCACAACCCCAGAACCCAGACCCCAAAGGUUCUACCCAGAACCCUCUCACUCUCCACAUGAGCGCUCGGGAGGCGGCCUGAUCCUCGCACACGUGUCGUCGUGUUGUCGUAAUAACGCAGGAUGAGUAAGCUCUCGUUCCGGGCUCGGGCGCUGGACGCGGGUAAACCUCUGCCCGUGUUCCGCUGCGAGGACCUGCCCGACCUGCACGAGUACGCGUCCAUCAACCGGGCGGUGCCGCAGAUGCCGACCGGGAUGGAGAAGGAGGAGGAAUCGGAGCACCAUCUCCAGCGGGCCAUCUCGGCGCAGCAGGUGUACGGCGAGAAGCGGGACAACAUGGUCAUCCCCGUCCCCGAGGCCGAGCGCAACAUCACGCACUACGAGUCCCUCUACCCCGGGGAGUUCAAGAUGCCAAAGCAGCUUAUUCACAUACAGCCUUUCAGUUUGGAUACAGAGCAGCCGGACUACGACCUAGACUCCGAGGACGAGACGUUUGUGAAUAAGCUGAAGAAGAAGAUGGAAAUCACCGCCCUGCAGUUUGAGGAAAUGAUAGACCGGCUGGAGAAAGGCAGCGGACAGCAGCUCGUCAGUCUCCAGGAGGCCAAACUGCUGCUGAAGGACGACGACGAGCUGAUCAAGGAGGUGUUUGACUACUGGAGCCGCAAGAGGAAAACCUGCAAGGGGGGCUCCCUCAUCCCCAACGUCAAGCAGGAGAAGAGGGACGGCUCCAGCACCAGCGACCCCUACGUGGCCUUCCGCCGACGGACGGAGAAGAUGCAGACCAGGAAGAAUCGAAAGAAUGACGAGGCGUCGUACGAGAAGAUGCUGAAGCUGCGCAGGGACCUGAGCCGAGCUGUCACCAUCCUGGAGAUGAUCAAGAGGAGGGAAAAGAGCAAGAGGGAGCUGCUGCACCUCACACUGGAGAUCGUGGAGAAGAGGAAUGGAAUGCCCGACUUCGGCAGCGAGGUGAUGGCGGAGGCCCUUGCACAGCGAGCGUUGGUGAAGCCCGUCUACACCAUCCCCAUCAUCCCCCCGUCCAGCAGUAACCAGUACAGACACCAGGACCACUUGGACAUGAAGGACUACAAGAAACCGGAGAAGACGGAGGCAGUGCGAACCAAAAGGAAAUACGAAAAGAAACCCAAGAUCCCCCCUCUGUCGACGCCUCAACAUUCAGGGCCCUCUGUGUUCAAUCCCAAGGACCUCAACCAGUACGACUUCCCCAGCUCAGACGAGGAGCCCUUCUCACAGAUCCAUUCCGGUUCCUCGGAGGCGGAAGAGGAGAAUGACCCAGAUGGCUGCUAUGCGUUCAGGAGGAAGGCCGGCUGUCAGUACUACGCUUCUCGUCCGGACCAGUGUGGCAACUGGCCCUGGGUCAGCCCGUCAGAGGGCGGUCUCGGAGACCCGCGCUUCCGCUACUGUCUGACCUCGCUGAACAUGCCGCGGCGCUGCAUAGGUUUGGCCCGGCGCCGCGUGGGCAGAGGGGCGAGGAUCUUGUUGGACAGAGCGCACACGGAUCUAGACGCCAUCUGUCAGAGCCUGGACUCGGACCCGGAGCCCGAACCGCUCGCCUCGCCACUUCCAAGUUCACCGCUCCGCAACUCCAACGGCAGUACCUCAGAAAAAACCAAUACCUCGGACCCGACCAGCUCCCCCCGCCCCCCCUCCUCUUCAUCGCCCCUGUCGUCGUCAUCGUCGUCGUCAUCGCCAACACCCAUGGACCUCAGCCAGAUUCUUUUGAACAUUAAAUCUUGCCGCUGGAGGCACUUCAGACCACGGACGCUAUCCCAUCACCCCUUGGGUGGAGGAGACUUGUCUCGCAGAGGAUUUAGGGAUUUAAGCCGGACUCUGUCAGGACUAACCCGGACCCUGUCUGGAGGGGCCAGCUCCCAGAACCGCACCGGCCCGGCCCCCACCCCCGUCCAUGUGGUCACGGCGGAGCAGUACCAGCAGCACCAGGAGCAGCUGGCCCUCAUGCGGAAGCAGCAGCUGGAGCAGAGCCAACAGCAGCAGCAAGCCAACAACCCUGCAACGACCACCAACACCAACGCACAGGCGCUCGCGUCCAAGACGUUGGACCAGGCCAGCGCCCAGUUUGCUGCCUCGGCCCUCGUCACCACAGACCAGCUGCUGGCCUUCAAGUCCAAAGAGGAGCUAGUGCUGGCAAGUGGCGUCAACGGGGUCCUGGCAGGAGCAGGCGUCUUCAAAGGCCUCCAUCUCUCCAGCACCACCUCCACCCUCCACCAGACCAACCAGUCGACGCACACCACCUCUUCCUCCGCGGCUCCCACGUUCCUCCAGCCCUCCUCCAACUCGGCCACCCCUUCGCCCGCCAACGCCGUCCCCACCUCCCUCACCUCCACCCCCAGCGGCCACGCAGCAACAGCAGCGGCGGCGCUGGGGAUCCUGGGAUGCAGCGCCGCCGCCGCGCCCACCGCCACCACUCAGGUCCUCAUCGGGAACAACAUCUGUCUGAGCGUGCCGUCGGCCGCCGGCCUGGCCGGGCGCCACAUCCCCCGGACCCUCGGCAACGUGCCACCUUCUGCCUUAAAGCUGUCGGCCAGCACCAACCUGCAGAUGCCCAAAGUCUCCGGAGCAUCGUCCAUGGACUCAAGGGAUAAUCACGACGAAGACAAGCCAGCACUGAACAGUAUAGCAGACAACACAGUGGCCAUGGAGGUGACGUAGUAGCGGUGCAGCGAGAGGAGUCCGCUCUUUAGGUGCUGUGCAUCGUAGCAUCGGGAAUGCAAAAAAAGGGGACGGCAGGACUCUGACGGAACGACGGGCGGACGGCCGCGACCGCUCGCUUGCAAUUCUCAUCUCUCAUACUUUUUAAAAACCCUUUUUCUUUUUUUUUUCUUCGUUUUUGUUUGUUUUUUCUUUUUGUUAAAAGUAAAAGAUUGACAUCUGUAAAUUAUGAAAUAUGGCAAAAAUGAGUAUCUGUACAGUAACUACAUAUUUGUAAUAUCCCCCUUGUAUAUAUAUUACUUGAAUACAGAACUGUCCAUUUGUGAUGUUUUGCACUUGGGAGUCCAACUUAAAAAGGUUUAAAAAAAUAAAAAAAAAAAGAGGGAAAAAAAAAGAAGAAGUAAGCCAAGUGAGAGAGAUGUGUGAGUUUGUAUAGAGAAGAGUUUUAUCACAUCAUGUGCAUGGUGCGGAGCCUGCUGUUUUUAUCUAUUUAUUGUGCUGUGUUUACAGUUAAUUUGUUUUUUGGGUUUGUUUUUGUUUCUUUUGUACACUGUACCUUUUGUUGGUUCCUGUGCUGUAGUAAAUGUUAGGUAGCUACGGACUCCUGGGUAUUUAUGUAUAGUGUGAACACAAAGCAGGUCCCUCUCCACACACACACACACACACACACACACAUACACAUACACACACAGACAUUUAUUUUGGGUCCCUGUUCUUCUCUCUGUGGAUCAUGUGAAAAUCAAUGGUGACAUACAUACAGAGCGGGAGGCCAGGAGGAGGAGGAGGAGGAUGAAGAGGAGGCGGUGUGUUGUCAGGUGACUGUGUUUCACUUGAAGGGAGACGCUCCUCUCUUCCUGGGAGCUUCCAUUAACAUCGUCCCAAACACAAGUAACAAAACAGGCGUGAAGUCUCUUCCCAGAAGCCUCUGCUGCUUCUGAUUUAAAGCACUAUUUUAUUUUUGUGAUGUUUUUUUGUUUUUUUUCAUGGUUUUGAUAAAUAUUAAUGCUGCUUUUGUAUCGUUUGUUUUUAAACGGGGUUGUUCUUCAUUUUUCAUGCAAGCGGAGUCCCCUAAAUAAUUAUUUUAUCCCACAAACAUUUUUGUAAGACAAAAAAUUCUGUUAUUUUUGUAUCUUUUUUUUUUUUUUUUUUUUUUUUUUUUUUUGUUCUUGUGGUAAAAUCGAUUGUAAGCUUUUCGUUAAUUGAAAGACUUCAUUCUUUGGUUCAUUUGUUACUUGUUCAUGCAUAGGUGACAAGGGAGGUGAAUGGGCAGUUAUCGCUGUACGUGUUUCAUCAUUCCAGUUUUUAAUAACUAAAAAAAAAUGCUAAUGAGGGGGGCGGAGGAGUGACUCUCUCUCUCUCUCUCUCUCUCCUCCCCUUUUUCUUUAUUUUCCGUUUUGUUUUUUUCGUUGAAAAAAUAAUCUCCAGACGGCUGCAAGGCCAAAAACCACAAGUAUUGGGUGCCUUCCUUUGGGGAAUUCUAUGUACUCUCUUCUGUGAAGAGUUAGGCACAAAGGCAGCAUUACUUAGUAGUGCUCAUCGUCUUUGUCACAAUCUGAAUGCCCAGUCCAAUGGCAGGAUAUAUCCUUGAGGUUUACUUGUCCCACCUGGAGGCUGAAAAGACUAAACAAAAAAAAAAAUGUGACAGAACUCUCACUAAAAUAAGACAAUAAAGCCCAG
Anoplopoma fimbria (sablefish) is the source of this 4479-nucleotide messenger RNA. Its product is annotated as enhancer of polycomb homolog 1-like. Lineage: Eukaryota; Metazoa; Chordata; Actinopteri; Perciformes; Anoplopomatidae. The record is from RefSeq and is a predicted model, not a curated record. Gene Ontology annotation, biological process: regulation of transcription by RNA polymerase II. Gene Ontology annotation, cellular component: piccolo histone acetyltransferase complex.